AGGUUGUCUUGGCUCCUAGGCUCCUUGGCUCCUAGGCUCCUUGGCUCCGUGGCUCCGUGGCUCCGUGGCUUUCGCAACACGGAGAAGAACCUCCUUCAAACACGCCCAACCAGAUGUGUUAUAAUGUUAAAGUUUAGGCACAGAUAUCGUUUACACAAUGUCAACAUUGCAAUAGAUCCAGUCGGAGGCAGUCCUUUAUCUUUGGCAAUCUGAUCGCCAUGGCACCACUCACAGAACCUCUGUAAGAAUUCUUGCAUCGGAUUCUAUUUGUGCUAUCCCCGGGGCUUCGUUUACUUAGGUCUAUUCUCUGCUUGAAUGAUGAACGCCAGACCGGCUCUUCGUCGAAUUCAACAUGUUGACAUGCGAUUUGAGGAGAUACUAAUUUCUUCGUUGUUCGGACGGGCCAUUAGGUCGUGGGGUUAAUGCUGUUCGCAGCACUGUAGAUGACCAAGGACAUGAAUUUUGAUUUAUGGUGACAUUAACCUUUCUGCCGACGGGAUUCCGCAUGUCCUUUGUGGGUGAUAAACGUGUUAUACUGCACUUCAUUAUUGAUGCAAGAACAUUUCCCGGGACAUUAUAUUGAGCAAGCGAGCUAACAUAAACACGACACUGACGGGACGCGGUGAUCUCAAGACAGGAUCUUGUCAACUGGAAUGAACUGCUACUGACAUAAGAUUGCACGUGGCCAAAAAAGGAGUCACGUAACGCCCAGCGACUGGCUAUACGAAUUUGCUGAGAAAUCCCAAGGGUCCGAGUUUGUCCUCUUGGAGCGAUUAGAAAGCAAUAACACAAACCGGUAACUGUCUCAAGGGAGGAGAAAUGGAUUGUUCUGUCGAUUAAUGUUGUGGCAUAGAUCAAGUGGAUUCAAUUGUAGUAAUCCACUAUAUGUUUGCAAUCAGGGACAAUGUGCCAGGACUGUGUCCGAUGGUAACCUCCAUCCCGACUCAAUUUGUGUCGGAUAUGUCAAUGCCACCUCGAUCGUACACGCCGUACCAGGACGGAAAAACCUCCCCCAAAUCCUAUCCACGUCUCAAACAAAUCUUUGCUUAAGGAACGUAUAAACACUGCGGAGAAGGCUAAAGACGUUUUUAAGUCAAGAGGAUUUCAACUAUUUUGUGGAAAAACACGAACUCGGUGAGUUCAAGGAAUAUAGACUGAUGAAUGGUUCGGACGAAACUGGUACAGUCCCUUCAGCCGACAAAAUGUGUGAUUCCCCUGAUUAUGGUACGUUACCGUCGUCGACAGCGAUGCAGCAGCUGCUGUUGACGGUGGUGAUGGUGACAGGAUUUGUGUGCACGAAGACGUUGUUUGAUAACAUACGAAGACGCCAGGCCCGAGUCACUGUUGUGGUUGUUGGAGCUGGGCCGAUUGGGCUGACGGCAGUUCUCGUUGCUGCGAGAAGUGGACGAGUUGGGAAGAUUAUUUUAUAUGAAGAGAUGUUUAGGAAAGUUUUACUUAACAGGCAGCAUCAAAUUGCGUUUGAUCAAAAAAGUAUUCCCUUCUUGAAAAAAAUAGGAGUAGAUUUUGACAACAUUGAGGGCUGUUGGGAGAGUGACUGUUUUUAUACUCGCGUGGGAAUCUUCCAAGAAUAUCUUCUUGAUGUGAUUCACAGGAUCAGCACGCCGAAAGAAAUCCGAUUGGGUACCAAGUUUACCCGCGACCAUACAAAAGAAAUAGAAUUUAUCCCUGGCCGGAAACUCGUCAUCGUUUGUGAUGGAGCUAAUGGCCAGGCGGUGCGUACGAUGGGACUUAGCGACGAGUUCGUACAGCAUACGUGUAAGGCGUACGCUGCGGUGGCCGCCGUGGAACGCCCGGAGCAGCACAAUGUUCCCAUGCCGGAGAGACGAGUCCAUAACUUGCACUUUGACCUGACAGCCUACGGGACAGAUACAAGCGAAUGUGAUGGAUUAACAGGAUUCUCUUUGAAAAUAUUUGGCAGUUCCAAGUCCCGUUAUAUGACGCUUAUAGUUCCAAAAUGCGAAUCGCCAUUAGUGAAAACAUUACGGGUUGUGUUAGAUAGAUCGAUGAUGCGAAACAUCUUCAUGAAAUGCUUCAACACCUACAAGAGUACCUCUGAAAAUUCCUUAAGUGACUCGUUCGCUCUAAAACUAAUGAAAUUCAGCCCACGACUCUUUGAGAUCAAGUUAUCUCAGCGUUUGGAGACAGUGGCGUAUUUCGAAGACUCCGACACUUUCGUCGUCGCCGAGGGAGAUGCUGCAAGGUGCUACAAUUUCCAUACAGGUUUAGACGUCAACAUAGGAAUAAAAGGCAUAAUGACGCUACCAAACUUUCUAUCGAUGGUUCCUACGGCCAUGACGGAGCAUUCUAUCAUGAAGGCGAUGAUGUACAAGUCUAGACAGGCGGACCAAGUCUGCAAAGACUUUGUCAAGUAUGGGUUGAGAGACUAUAUGUUCAGCAAGCAUUGACCCUGAAGGCGGACAAUUGAUUCAUUUUCUAAAAGUGACCAAGAACGUUAGGUGUCAGCUCCAUGGCCUUGGGAUAACAUUGGAGAAAUGGAACGGAACAUCACAUGAAUCUUGUGGACACCAAGACGCCACGACAUCCUCAGUGUCGUUCUGCAAGGUUAUACCUGACGUUGGAUCUGUUCACAUGACGCUUAUGGACAUCAAGACGCAAAGACAUCCUCAGUGUCGCACUGCAAGGUUUACCUGACGUUGGAUCUGUUCACAUGACGUUUAUGUCACACAGCUAGGUCAUAAUUGUGGACACCACGACACGAUAUCGCAACACCAAGAAACCCUCAGUGUCGUCCAGUAAGGUAAUGACUGAUUGAUAUUACAUCUGUCAAUAUGACGCUUGUGAAAUCAAUGGCGACACGGCACCAAGGUGUUCUCUCUGUAUCUGUAUAGUACUGGCUUAUAUGGUAUCUGUUCACAAUGCACAACAGGCAUUGAUGGUGUGGUUCGUGUAUUUUGUGUCAAAGUUUCCGAGUCCCUGGUGCAUCUUGUCGGACCUUUAUGUUGCUGUUUCAUUUUGACAUGUGCAAAUUCAAGAAGCAUUAAAGAAAGUCUGCAGAACAUCAUUGGUUUGGUGCCAGAUACGGGACUAUGGACAAGUAGGUAAGGGCAAGUCCAAGUGUAUGAUCGUUAGGACGAAUAUAUGCCAAUUCAGCAAAAAAAAAUAGUGGAUGACAAUACGGUCUCAUGAACAGCUUGUUCGGAAUAUAAAUCAGAUUGAGUUAUAGGCAUCUUUGUAUUCAAAUUCAUUCGGUGAAAUCUGUCCAUUACGAACACGGACUAAUCCAGAUCUCUGACAGAAACGGAUAAAGUUCUACCUGGUUCUGCUGCUUCAAGCACAUGUUGUCAGGCCGAGCAAGCACUGGCAUAUAUCGCUUGUAUGUCAUCCAAACACACCAAUGACGCAUCUGUGGGGUCAUGUGAUCAAGUGGAACAUACGUCCGUACAUGCUGUUUCUCAACAGAGGACAAUGUCCAGACCCCGAAACUCAAGAGUCAGUGCUACACUUUGGACACAAAGCACUUAUCUGCCCUGAGUAUUGUUGUUGAACAUCUGAAAUUCUAUUUUAUGGAUAUUCUGUCAUGGUUAGCCUUCUACGGUCUUUUGUUUAUCGUGGUACUUUUAUGAGAGGAAUGAAUAGUCACUCUAAAAGGAGUAAAGAAUUACUUCUGUAUGGAAUUUAGAAUCCAUUUAAUACCAUUAAUGUUAAAUGUUAAUGAGGCGUGUCGCUCGAAUGACAGAUAGUAAUACUCUGUGGUAUAUCCUACACCGUGAUCUUCUCUAAACUGAAGGGCAAAAGAAAGUAUACGGAGUUUUUUAUGAAAUUGAAAAUUGUAAGAACUGUUGUUAAAUUUGAUAACGUGUGAUGAAACCAGCUUGAAAAGUGUUUUAAGUGGCUGUGUAAAAAUAUAUUGGUUCAAUGAAGACUGGUGUAAGAAAUUAAUUUGCAACUAUAUGACACCUACCAUGAUAUAAAUGUAUAUUUCUGCCCAAAAAAGCCAAUUUAUUGAUUUUCAAAGAUAAGACGCCUGAGACGCCUGACGCCAUAAGCAGUUGUGUAUUAUGCGAAUCUUUUUUUUUAAUUUUGAAAAGUUUGAAAUUUAAUUAUAUAUUUUUUAAAUAUAACCAUGGAGAAGUAUUCUUUGAGUGCUCAUUCGGCGUCAGUACAGUUCAUUUUGUGGAUAUAACAUCGUCAACAUACGAUAAAAGAUACAAACGGAUAAAAUCAAAAGAGAGGCACAGUUUUCUUCGUCCCUCGGUUUCAUACGACGUACAUGUAAUUCUAGUGCUUGUUUAUCACUGUGGUGGUAUUGCUAACAGUGCUAUUCCGACAUGACCAUUUGAAUUUAUUGGAAAUAAGACAACGAUUAUGCACAAAGUAAAUAAAAUUAAGUAUUGAUAAUUAUUAUUUUAAAAUGUAAAAGAAAUCCUUUCGAAUUCGAGAACCCGUCUCAAAUAACAAUAAAGAAUGGUGAUUGAAAUCGAUAAAUUAUUAAAUACAAUCUGUUAAAAUGUUCAAAGAAAAAACAUUUUCAUAUAUCUUAGUAUAACUUUUGAACCAACGACCAACUGGUAUAGACCGUGUUCUUAGUCUAUCGAGUUUGAUGGAACAUACGUCAAAAUAUACGACUUAAAACAAACAAGUCAUCUUUUAAAUUUAUUAUAAAACCGACAGAUGUCAAUGUCCGGAUUGUUGAAACAUUUUAAACUGAAUUUAUCAUUAUCUUUUUGUCGCAAUUCCUGUAGCAUUAAAAAAAACAUGAUGUUGUAAUCAGUUCCACGGAAAGCAGUAUGUGAAAGAAGACAUUAAAAAAGGAAACAGCACGUCAACUGCAGCCAGUACAGGAAGGUAGUGGCCACAUGCACAUGCCGUAUGCAAGCUGAACGGAAGAUCAGGGAAAUUGCCUGGCAAUUAUGUUUCUGUGUUUGACAUGAAACCAUGACUUCGUGUCUCCAUGCCGAGUUACGCUUACGAAAAAACAUUCGUUACAGCUCGCCCUUUUCCGAAGUUGUCCCACAAUGACACGAUUGGGUACGAAGGAUGCAAAUGUAUUCUUUGCCACUCGCCCCUUUCCGUCAACUACAAGAAACCUGUACCGGAAUGACACGGGAGGUCACGAAUGAUGCAGAUGUAUUCGUCUCCACUCGCCCCUUUUCGUAAACUGCAAGCAGUUUGUUCCGGAAUUACACGAAUGGGCACGAACGAUGCAGAUCUAUUCUUCACCAUUCGCCCCUUUCCGUCAACUGCAAGAAGCUUGUACCGGAAUGAAACGAGUGUUCACGAAUGAUGCAGACGAACUCGUUUCCAAUCGCCCCUUUCCGUAAAAAGCACGAAACUCGUCCCUGAAAUGAAUUACGUUGUUGUGUUUUUAAGAUUUACGUGAUGCAAUAACAACUCAUGUGCAAUGUCUAACACAAGACAGAUGUCCCCGUUGCCAUGAUUUCAUGCUCAAAAGUUGUUUGAUCAGGGUUACAACAUUCAAGGCCUCAGUAAAGCUUUCGAAACGUUUUAUGGUAGACAUAUUGAGAACAUUUCCAAAGUUGACGCAUUUGUGACCAAUACGAUGUCCGAUGCAAUUCCCUUAUCUGACUAUACUCGAAUGUAUGUUCCCAUGUUUUUUUAAGGUGAACAAAUGACUUGCCUUUGCAUGUGUUUGUGACGGGUGCCUCCAGUGGGGCAGGAUAGGCUCCCCAUUUCGCCAACACCUGGUAUCAUCACUAUUUGAAAGUGAUUCCUAAACACGUGAUUAUGGUACAGUCGGAAUCGUACAAUGGACUGGUGGAGAUCUGUUAUGAAUAUGGAAAAUUAAUGGUUUUGUCCCUUUUCCUAAAAGCAGUUACGCUUCUAAAAAGCUCCACUACACACCGUCGAUCUUUGCUUUGGGUUACACAAUAUAAAGAAUACAAUGUGAUAUGUUCCUCUUUGUCUUGGAUGCAAAAUCCAGCCAUGUAUUUUCAUGGAUGUUUGUGAAUAAGGUCACGUGCUUGACAUGUGUGUUAGUGCAACAGCUGGUUUGCUUGUUUUUUAAUUAAUAACAUGUAAUAUCUGAACUUAUAUAUUACUUUCAUUAGCUUCAUACUGUUAGAUGUUUUAUAUCAAAUAUCUAUUUUAUGAAAUAAUUCAGUACUGUUUAUGAUUUGUUAUUUGUAUUGUCCUUAUCGAAAUUGCGGCAUUGUUUCUUAAAACAGUACUGUUAAGUGAACAUUAAGUAUAGUUAAAUAAGAGAAAUGAUAAAAAUAUACAUUUAAAAAUUACAAAUAUAAACAGCAAAUAAUUUAUAGUAAUGAAAAUACCUCAUGAGUAGAUAGAUACAUGAAGUAGAUUUCUAGAUUUAAAGAUAGAUUCAUGGCAUACAACUACAUUUGGGUGUGAGGGAGAAAACAAUUGUUCAGAGAUGUAUGUAACGGUAAGUUAACCAUCAUAUUCUAUCACCAUUGAGUGCGAGAGAGAGAUAUGAAUGCGAUUAAUUAAAGCAAUGUUGCACAUUUUGUAUUAACAUUCCGUGUUUUUGUUCCGUUUAUCCAUGUCAGUACUUUGAAUAAAUAUACAUUCUCUAAUGAAAA
Molecule: messenger RNA, 6542 nt
Organism: Haliotis rufescens (red abalone)
Lineage: Eukaryota; Metazoa; Mollusca; Gastropoda; Lepetellida; Haliotidae
Exons: 6
Coding region: 1158-2426 (422 amino acids)
Source: RefSeq, a predicted model, not a curated record